UUUUCAUUGAUAUAUAAUAUACACUGAAAAACGAAUGAAAAUUAGUAUCUUUUAUUUUAAUGAUUUCGUGUUUGUUUUUGAUUUGGUAUCUCGGAAGAAAUAAAUGCCGUCGAUCGUGCCCGAGACUAACGAACAUGAACCUCUUAUUUCUGAAAAAGAAACUAACGUGUCCGGUAAAGGGACAUUAUCUCUACAUCCUAAGAAGGCGCCGACAGGUCGCAAAUAUUCUAUCAUGACAGCAUGCAUGGUCUUACAGUUUAUAACUGUUGGGUUUGGUUAUGGACUGAGCGUCCUCUAUGUUGAAGUUAUCCGCGUGUUUAACUCACCUAGGUCAGAAGCAGCGCUCAUACAGAGUUUAUAUUUCGGUACAAUGACCGGAGGUGGGGUGUGUUGGGCUUGGCUAAUCAAUAUUGCCGGACCAGGACGUUGUGUGACGGGUGGAGCUAUUUUAGGCUGUGUUGGGUUUCUUGUAAGUGGUUUUGCGAUCAACGUGCCAAUGAUUGUUGCCUUUACUGGUGGUAUUGCAGGUAUUGGUAUGAGCCUAUGUUACCUAGGUUCGUUUAUAACAGUGAGCUGGAUCUUCAAUGAAAACCCUGGUGUGGCACUAGUGUUCCUUACAACUGGCUCGAGUCUUGGACAAGUUGUAAUGCCAUAUGUCAUUGAUGUGUUUAUAACUGAGUUUGAUUGGAGUGGCGCCUACAUGCUGCUGGCAGGAAUAGCGUUAAAUUGUGCCGCCUGUGGUAUUCUCAUACAUUGUAGCAGUGGGUUCUUUCACAAAGGCGAAAACCAAGAUAUGGAAAGUUCUUUUUGUAACAGAAUAUGUGACAAGACACUACUGACAGACCCCAUUCUUUUGAUGACUCUGUUAAAUGUUCUUCUGUUAGCGACCACAGGUCCGAUCGAAGCCUGGUUCCUGGUAGACCUUAUGGUAAUCCGGGGAUAUGAAAGAGAAAUUGGUUCCCUGUUUGUUUCCCUGACAGGAUUUGCUAAUUUUCUUGGCAGGGGCAUAGGGGCUGUUUUGCGACUGUUUUGCAAAGUUCCAACUGUGUAUCACUGGGUUUACCUAGCACCAAUAGUUGCCGUCAGCCAUUUCUUAGUUGUGAGCUUCUACGAUUAUUGGCCGCUUUUCGGAGCCAACCUACUUUACGGUAUAUCGUUUGGUAUAACAGUGGCACAGGAACCAGCCAUAAUGUUUGAAGCUUCCGGUCUGGAGCGGUACCCAAAGGGGAUAGCAUUAAUGAACCUUAUGUACGGUUUGGGGAACUUUUUUGGUGGUCUAAUAGGAGGUGUAAUAAAGGAUGAGUUGGGAACAUAUGACAUGUUGUUCUACAUUGCCAUCGGUGCAAGUUGCUAUGUUUCCAUAGCGACACUUGGAAUUAUUUUCUGUAUGCGGAAAGCAGGAACACUUCAUAGACAUGUGCGUAUAGAUACAGAUGUGGAAAAUGUUACACUAAUUCGUUAUAGUGUUACAAAAGAUGAAAUGAACGAAGUGUCAAAUCAGACAAAACCUUUGUUAAGUAAAAACGUUUCACAAUUGUCUUACAUGUAUUUGUUUGCACGUUUAAAUCAAAUGUCAAAUAAGCUGAACGGUUGUAUUGAAUUAUAUGUCGCUUUUUCCCUUACAGGUAUACUCUUCUCUGGAAUGAUAACGAAAUUAGGACCUGGCAAAAGUAUUGUACUCGGGGGUAUUGUUAGCAGUAUUGGCUUAUUUGGCAGUGCAUUUGCUAAAAGUCUUGCACACAUUAUAAUUUGUACUGGAGUUAUAACAGGUUCAGCAAUGUCCAUUACAUUUCUGUCAGCAUUUAUAACAACAAGCGCCAUGUUUCCAGAUGCCAGCCUUUAUCUUAUCAUCCUAACAAGUGGACACAGCAUCGGACAAUUCGUUAUCCCGUUGUUAUACGAGCGUUUCAUAUCACAAUAUUCCUGGUCUGGUGCAUUUAUUCUUGUCUCUGGGGUUUCACUUUAUUAUGUUCCAUUUGGACUUUUGAUACAUUGCUCAAGGGGUUUUCUUGACACUGCAGAAGAAGCAAACAAAACAAACUCCAAUAAAUGCUGUGAUACAACAUUGACAAAGGACAUUGUUAUCUGGAUUCUGAUGAUGAACAGUUUUGUUUUAUUUCUGACAUUUAACGUAGAAUCCUGGUUUAUUGUGGAUCAUAUGGUUUCUCGGGGGUUUACCCGUGAGUCUGGCUCUUUACUGGUAUCUGUUCUAGGAAUAGGAAGCUUUAUUGGACGAUUUGUUGGAGCAUUGUUGCAAUAUAAAAUAAGAUGGCCGACCGUUUACCACUGGGUAUAUCUGUAUAUUUUCACUGCAAGCCUACAUGGGAUCAUCAUUAAUUUAAAUGAGUUUUGGGGCCUCGCUGUGUCAUGUCUCUUAUAUGGUGUUCUCUUUGCUAUUAUCUCGUCACAACUUCCGGCCAUUGUCUUCGAGGCAUCCGGGCCCGACAGGUAUCCAUACACUAUGGCAAGGAUAAAUAUGAUGUGUGGACUUGGUGAUGUGUUUGGGCCUUUGUUAGGAGGGUUUACGAAGGACAUGUUUGGAGUAUACGACGUUGUGUUUUAUAUCGCUGUCACUGGAAGCAUUUUUAUCAGCGCAACAUCAUUUAUAAUUGCUUGUAUUUUAAGGAAAAGAAGUGAGCAAUCCAGUUCGAGGAAAAGAGAAAUCGAGGUCAAAUAA
Molecule: messenger RNA, 2677 nt
Organism: Ruditapes philippinarum (Manila clam)
Lineage: Eukaryota; Metazoa; Mollusca; Bivalvia; Venerida; Veneridae
Exons: 14
Coding region: 104-2677 (857 amino acids)
Biological process (GO): transmembrane transport
Molecular function (GO): monocarboxylic acid transmembrane transporter activity
Source: RefSeq, a predicted model, not a curated record